Molecule: messenger RNA, 24070 nt
Organism: Pelobates cultripes (western spadefoot toad)
Lineage: Eukaryota; Metazoa; Chordata; Amphibia; Anura; Pelobatidae
Source: the annotation of a GenBank genome assembly
CUUUUGCAUCGCCUGAACUCCGCUCUUUUGACCUUGUCGUUGCCUGAUGGUCUCCUCCUCCUCCUCCUAAAACAUGGCGCUGUACAGGGGGAAGAUAUGCCGGUCAGUGCUGGAUGGAGGCGACCGGCAUCUCAGGAAAUGCAUUGUCUUGCUGUGAGUAGGCAUGGGUGUCUGAGAGUGAUGGGAAGAGGAGUAUGACCUCCCUGAUAGACACAUUACUGAUACUGACAGCCCAUUGGAGCCAUUACUCAUAAUAAUCAAUAUGAGGAGGAAGCACCAAACAUUGUCACAAGCUAGGUGACAGCACAAGGUCCAAUAUUAAGGACAUAAUUGACAUCCCACCUAUGGCAAAGCAACAUACAAGAGUUGGGCAGGGCACCUGCAGCAUGGUUGACCUUAUAAUGAGCUCCUCAUGAUUGUGUAUUUAAUGGGCUGCGGUGUCAAUCUGUUAUUUAUUUUUUUGUGUACUGCACUUCAUUGUAGCCCAGGGUAAAUGUUACAAUGUUUAUAUGUGUUUUUGUAUUUGCUUGUAAAAUAAAACCAAAUCUCAGCCUGUUAAACAAAACAAAAAAAACUCUGGAGAUGAUGUGGACCAUACCUUAGCCAUUCCCUGUUUAUAACAAAGGUUCCCUUUUUUGUAACCUCAGUAGGUGCUUUCAGAUUUUCCUAGGUGCAGAUGAUCCAUGGCCAGUGUUGCUAAAUAAAGACUUGCCAUAGAGAGCAGCUUACCACUAUAAAUUCACAUAUAUAUAUUUUUUUUAUUUAUUUAUUUUUUUGGCAUAUGCGCAGUGGCAUGCAUGUGUUUAGUGAAACAGGGGAAAACAUUGCCUCCCAUGAUGGCGGAGAUUGCUGCAAAGAUCUGGCAGAUGCUUACAUGAAAAACUAACCGCUACCUUUCAUUAGACUUCUGCAAACUCCCAAGUCUGGCCACCCUGGAUACGUUUUCCCUAUCAGGGACACCUCUCAACAUUCUGAUGUUUUGAUCGACGAGGUUAAUAUUCAGGGAUCCAGAGACAGCGCUAGCAUUUUUGCCUUGUGGUGCCUUUGCUCUCAUGCAUUGUGACACAGGUCUUCAUACUCCCCCCUCACUUCUUUUGUCUCUCUCUAAUUCUCUUUCCAUUCUUCACUUUCUACCAGUGACCGUUAAAGGAUCACUAUAGUGUCAGGAAAACUCCCACCCUCAGGGUCCCCCUCCUUAGGCGCUAAAAGGGUUUUAAAACCCCUUCAGCAGCUUACCUUAAUCCAGCGCGGGGCUCCCUCGAAGCUGGUGACCUCUCCUCCCUCGCUGACGUCCGCUCCCGAGUGGAGCGGAAUGCGCGCCAAGAGCCGUGCGCGCAUUCAUUCAGUCCAUAGGAAAGUAUUUCUCAAUGCUUUCCUAUGGGCGUUCUGCACACUGGAUGCAAAUUUCGCAUCCAGCGUCGCAGAAGCGCCUCUAGUGGCUGUCAGGAAUACAGCCACUAGAGGUUGGAUUAACCCUGCAAUGUAAACAUAGCAGUUUCUAGGAAAACGGCUAUGUUUACAUCUGAAGGGUUAAAACCUGGGGGACCUGGCACCCAGACCACUUCAUUGAGCUGAAGUGGUCUGGGUGACAAUAGUGUCCCUUUAAUGUCUCUUGUUGCUUCUUCCCCUUUUAUUAUGAAGAAUUUUACAUUCUACCCAGGUGCUAGUUUUAUGAUGUAAUUUUGCACUCUCUUUUUCUUCCAUUAUCACAUUACUUUUAAAUCCAAAAAAUACAAAAAUCAAGAUUGUUUCCUUUAGCAGUAUGAAAUUAUUUACUGCUGCUAGAUUUGAUGAACAUCCAUUUAUGUUUCUAUGCACUGAUAUGAUCUGUUUGUUGUUUACAGGUAUCAGCCUUGCCAUUUAUCUACGAGUAGCAAACCAAAGGGUGUGAUCUCUUUAAUUGUUUCAAAAGCAAAAUAUGUCAAUGAAAAAUAUGAACGAUUUUUGGAAAGAAAGUUUCCAAGGUUUUAUGAAUUAUAUUCUACUUUCAUGAAAGGUAAGUGUGCUCCUACACUGAUAAAAAUAUGAUUGAUCACUGUUUAUAUAUCUGCAAUAGAUACUAAGCCCUCAGCAAAUACUUUUCUAACAACUUACUUUGUACCCCUACUUUUACCCUUUGUGUCACCAUACCCCACUCCCUCUAGAAUGUAAGCUCCACCUCUCCGUUCCUGUAUGUCAAGUUGUCUGGUUACAAUUAAAUGUCUGUUAGUCCACCCUUUGUACAGCGCUACGGAAUCUGAUGGCGCUAUAUAAAUAAUAAUAAUACAUUUAUAGAGGUAUACAGUCUCUUGUCAUAGAUUAUCUGUCAAACAGUAAUCAUACCUGCAUCAAAAGGACACUCUAGCCAAAUUAGUGUUUGCUCAGUAAGUCCACCCUUUCUUAUUUUUUUCUUAACAUGUAAUAUGCAUAUUGAUCAUCGUGUGCUGAGUGACUCCUGUCUGUUAACAGAAAAAAAUCUAUAUGGUGGGCUUUAAAUUUCCUAAUUCUUCCCACGUUUGCAGAUAAGUUAUACAUUCCUAAAAGCAAGCAUUUAUGCCAACUGCAUUGUGAAUUGUGAUGUACUGUAAACACACUCCUUGAUAAAUAGCAUGAGCCUACUGCAUUGAAUUUACUUUCUUUACUAUUAUAGGUUUUCGGAUGUUGUUAGUUGAGGCAAAAGAAGUAGGAAUGAUCAAACAAAAAAUGAGUCAUCAAGGAGUAGAGUUUCAUCAGCUGUCUUACAGAGAAAUGGAGAAACUAAGACAAGUAGGUAUAUGUAUACUAAAAAAUAAAAAAAUCACAAAAAUUACCACUUUAAUAAUUAUAUUAAAUGCUGCUAUGUUAUUUUUUUUUUUUAUAUUCUUUAUUUUUAUUUUUGCUCAACAUACAUAGCAAGCAAGCAUCAACGGUUGGGCUUACGCAGAAGCCAAAUUAUGGGUAAUUUCUUAACAAUUACAUGCAGUUCAAUCAUUACAGUAUGUGCCCAUGUUUAACGGAACCAUGAGGGUCUGCCCUCCAUAAAGGAUUUUAAUAUACAUAAUGUAAUUCCUCAGUACAUUAUAUUGGUUUGAGAGGAAUACUUAAGUGUGCAUAAGAAGUGUCACUGACGCAGAGGCAAGCUUUGGCCUAGCGAUCAGCUGUAUAACAUGUUUCAUAUGUCAUGUGAGUCUUGUGACGUUUUUGAAUAUCUGUAAUGUCAGUAUUCGAUCGAAAGUUUGAUAUUUUCAGGUCUUUAGAUAUAGUUAUGGGAGUAAUAGUCUAAGGUCUGUAUUGUAUUUCUAGGUCUCCCAUUUCUUUCGUUACGUUGACCAUGCUUGAGGAGGUUGGUAUGCUGAGUAUUUGUUAAAUAAGGAAUGGAAUUUUCCCGUUAAGGUGCGGGAAGUGAAACAAUAAGGGAUUAGAGAAAGAGAGACUGAGAAGAUAGUACGAAGUAAAGAAAAGUAAUAUGGUGGGUGCAGCAUCCUGGAAGCGGCGAGGAGAGAAUGUUAGGGGGUGAGAUCGGGGGGGGGGACAGGAGGCACUUCCAGAACCCCCUAUGCCACGUGUGUUGAAUGGAUCCUCCGGUCGGAGGAGAACUCCGCUACUAGGUCACCUUUACACUAGGUCACCUUUACUUCUUCCUGUCGGUCUUAUCUGUCCUCCCUAGAACCCACUACGCUAUUAUCCCACGGCUCCCAAAGUUUUAGAAAUGUUUCUGUCGAUCCCUUUAUUCUUGCUGUCAGGUCGUCCAUAAUCCUACAUUCGCGGAUCCUGGAUAUCACUCCCAGGAACUCAGGUCCGUCUGGUGAAAGCCCCCCAGUCGCUAUUGUUCGUCUCGCGCUUAGAGUUAUUUUAUGGACUAGUUUCUGCUCUCUCUUGGUCCAUCCGUCUAUAGACCUGUUUAACAGGUAUACCCAUGGAUCUCUGGUCAGGGGUUUGUUAAAUAUUUGUUUCAUUAGGUCUUCUGUCGCUUUCCAAAAUGCUAUUGUUAUUGUUGGGAUACGUGGAAUGAAAUACCAGCACAUCAGAUUUCAAGAGCACACUAUAUAGAGUUUAGUAGUUUAUACACUGGGUGUCAGUCUCUACCGAGAUAUUUUGAUAACUGUUUAGGUUUAUUCACUAAAGUGCAAAUUGCAUAGACUUGAUAAGGAAAUUGCACAUUUUAGACCAAAGUUGUACAUUACUAUUCAAUUUCCACUCACAGAUCUAAAGUUCUCUAGAAAGUUUAUAAAUUAUAUUUAUUCAAAACAGUGGCUUUACUGGUUUUUAACAGAGUGUCAGAAUGCUAUCUCUUACUUAAAGUGAACGUGUUGUGAGAAAAACAACUUACCUUAAAAUGCUCCCGUACACCUUGAAUUCACCAUAUAUUAUAAGCUACAUGGUGUAUUCAAUGAAAAGAUUCAUUCACUUUUCCUCUCUUUCAGCACCAGUUUGUGGGUGUUAGUCUUCGUGUAACAUCCACCUCCAGACUGUCCUCCGCUCCUCACAAAGUUUUCUUUGGUUUGCCCUACUUAGGACGCAUCCCCAAGCAAGGAAAAUAUCAUCAUUAAUUUUGGCAGGCUGGCUUCAUUGCCGGCAUUGGAACAGAGGGACGUCAUGUCACUCCAUUUCUAGUGCUGGCUAGGGAGCUUCUAUAGAAACUACAGAACAUGUGCUGUGGUUGCUAAGGGAGGAGAGCAGAGGGACCUCCUGUGGGAAGUCUUUGCUGGUCUCCCUUCUCAAUCAAUGCUCCAACACUGACUGACAGCUGGGGGAUUCUCCAUAUCUAUACAUUUGCUAGCAAAAUAUUGAGAAUAUUGAUCUGCAGAAACCUAACACGUCUUAUCAAAAGCCAAACAAGUAAUCAGUAGGAUAUUGUCAUAAUAUCUGCUGAGAUAAAUGACUGUACCCCAGAAGCUGUAGGUCAGCCACCCCUUGGUAUUCAAAUAUAAGUAAUAUGCUGGAUAAAUGCCUGCUAGGAAUUAAGUUCAUGAUAACCAAACCUAUAAAAAGGAAGUCUAGACUAGUACAAGACAAACUCCCAUCUUGCAUUUGCCUAUAUUUAUACUGAUUUCAGAGUUCUAUUUCCUCUCCUUUCUUCUGUGAAGGGAGGAGCUGACCCAUAAAUAAAUGCUGCCAUGUUUGAUCAGGAAAUGUAUUUUUCUCAUUUAGUCAAAAGGCCCUCCCUCUGUAAAAGUCACAUUAACCGCAUUACUAAGUUAUUAUAUUUUUUACUAGGAUCAGAACUCAAGUGCUUAUAAUACAGUGGAUCAUUAAGCAUUCAGUAGGCUUCCCCCAUAUAAUUAGUCCUACCUAGAAUCACAAUCACCCUUCCCUUAUAUGCUCCUUUGAUAAUAUUAGGGUUGUUCCAAAGUUUGUGCAAAGCUCUUAUUUCCUCUCUAGUGAGGCUAUGACCUCUAAUUUAAUUUCUAUUGUGGUUCAUCUGUUUGAACUCUUUGAGUGCUGCCUCAGUAAAGACCAUAAUAUAAUUGUCUUUGUCUACAGUGAGUUAAUCAUUUAGACUUGGUUGUUAAAUUAGUAUGGAUGUUGAAUGCAACAAAAUGAGUCUUUAUCAAACUUCUCAUUAGAUGUAGCAUAAUUAUUCUCUAGUCUAAUAAAUGUAGCAAAAUAGAUUAUAGUUUAUCAGCUGCCUUUUUAAAAAAUUUCGAUUCAUGCCCUAACGUAUUGGCUGAUUGCAAAUUAGAUGAUCGUAUUAAUGCAUGUUUACAAGCAAAUACAUUUAAAUCUGUAAAUUAAUCUUCCAUCCGUGGAUAAAACAAAAUGUAAUUCAAUAGUGUAAUUUAACAAAUAGUAAGUACUAACUAAGAGAGGUUAAAAUUCCUUUUACUUUGAUUAGGCUUAUCUGAUGGCCUGAUAUCUUUAUUCAGUUGCUUUCCAGUCCCUUUUGUCUAAUUGUGGAGACGUACGUGGGGCAAAAUGGUUAAUUCUGACUGGUAUCAAAUUGGGAUUAAGCAAAUCCUCAGAAUUUGUUUCCUCAAAUGUCUACAUCUAUGCUUCUGGGUAUGGGGAGAGUGAGUACGAAAAUUUACUCUACUCUUCUCCCUUGACUCCAGGUACAUCGGAGCUGUGAAGUGUGUUCUAUGAAGUUUCUAAAUUAGUUUACUUUAGAUACCCAAUUUUCAGUGGUGGUUGCAAUAUUACAUUUACAUAUAUUUUUACGGAAGCUGUUUAGGAAGCUGCCCUAUUCCUAAACCUAAUCCUAACUCCAAAUGGUUACUGUCUGCUAAUAUCCGUACUGAUAUCAGCAAAGGGAUUUCUAAGAUAAAACACGGAAUUGUCUGUGACCACCAUCUAUUGACCCUCAUCACUUUGAGCGCUGCAUACAGCUCAUUUGUCAGUCUGGGGCCACUAAAUAUGGAUACUGUCACUGUUGGUAAAAUACAGCAUGGAUGGAAUUAUUCUGUCUUGCAACCUUAAGGGGUUAAGUAGACAAUAAGGAUACGCUAUUUUGUCUUUACCAUAAACAGCAACAUUAUUAUUCCAAAUGUAUUUGAAUUUUGAACAUCAAAGGGUAUUUCAACUUUGACCUUGUCACUCUCUGUACUUGGCCCUAUAAUUACAUUUAUUGUUAAUAUUUCUAAUCUGUAUUUUUUUUAAAUAUAUAUUUAGGUGUUGCUUGACUCACUUAUAACGUUCCUCCUCUUUUUAAAAUGUUUAUAAUUGUAUUUCUUUUCUCUCCAGUUUCGACGAGAUAUUAUAAAAGCUGCACCUGUGGUGCUUAUUUCCAUUCCACCUUUUGCCAACUACAUUGUCUUUCUUCUGAUGUAAGUAGAACUUGCUCCACUGAAUUCUAAUGUCCAUUGACUGGUAUGAAACACUGUAUCACAUGUUAUAAUGCAAUCCAAACAGCCUCUGAGAAUGCGUAAUUUGUUUUACAAUGGCUAUAAGGUAAUCAUUCACAUUCAGCAAGGACAUGAAGCACAGAUUUUAGCAUAAUAAAAUAUAUUUAUCACAAAUCCCUAUAAUUUGUGCUUUUUAGUUUUUAUUUUAGAAAUAAAAAUCUGAAUCACUUAGUCUUUUUUUUUUUUUUUUGUCAAUCUGUUUUUAUUGAAGGCAAUAAAUGGGUGGUUUACAGUAUAAGGUUGAUACAUCAUUCGGCAAGAGUACGUUUCAUUUCCAGAAUAACGAUGCCUCUUUUUUUUUUUUUUUUUUUUUUUUUUUUAGUUUAAACUGUAGUUUGAAAAUACAAGCUAUGGAUCAUAAGAUCCGCUAUGUAACAUGCUAAAUUAACAAUGCAUUAACUAGUCUUAACCUAAUCUGAUUGUAGGUCUUAGCAAUUUAAACAGUAUAAGUAACACAAGCAGUGUAAGCGUGAGGUGUGACCUACAGGACUUAGUGAAUUACGCGCUUUGUGUCGUGGCUAGGUGUCAUGGGAGUGAGUCCCAGGCUGUGGGCAUCCAGUUUUUCUGCAAGUACAGCAGUGGGUUGUAUGUUGUAUAAUAGGCGUAGGUUACAUGCUGCUGUCAAUCUUUGUGUACCUUGUUCCACAUAAUAUACAUUCAGUGCAUAGCGUUAAACAUACUUUCAGUGUCAAGCGAGAGGUAUACUUGCAAUUACUGUAUAUGCUGUACAUUUGCAUCACAUGAGACAAUAAAAGGUGGUGAGAGGCAGGAUAGCGUUCUUUUUCAUGUGGAUUGUAUGCCAUAUCCCCUGAUUUUCAGUGGGUAAGGUGGCUGACCAUUAAGUCAGUGCGGUGAGGACAGUUUAACCAAUUCCUGACCGGUGGUGUACAGAGUCUUGUAUCCAAGCUGAGCGUUGCAGGCUGUACCGGUUUGUUGUGGGUCUGCAGGUAGGGACUGUCCCUGGAGGGGUACUGCCGUUGAGGUGAGCUCUCUGGCUUGUACUUGUCAUUGUUGUGGCUUGUACUUGUCAUUGUUGGGCUCCCGUGCGUUGCCCUGCGUGUUCGAGUUAGGUUGCGGACAGGCUGGGGUCUUCGCUUCCUCCGGCGCCCUUUACCAGCGCUCUUCGGCUUGGGGGUUGCUUGUCGACGGCUGGAGCUGGGUGAUGCUACUUCGGUUAGUUCUUCGUUUAGGGGGGAGCGUCAAGUCUCCCGGGCCGCCAGCAAAAGGACGGGGAAAGCGGCCGUCCUUCCCCAGUUCCCGUGCCCGAAGGCCGUGCUCCGAUUUCUUCGAGUGACACAGUUUUUUUUCCUCCUUUAUUACUAAAGUAUUUUUGGCUUCCAUACUUUAUAAAUCACUUAACGAUGUUAGGACAUGUUAUUAUGUUCUAACUAUACUGGGCUUUAACACUGUUAGGAUGUAUUGAGUGUAGGGUUCAAUUCCUGUUCACACCAGGAAAUCCGAGGUAUCAUUCUAUAGCUGGGGCUUCCCUCUGGAAGCUGAGGCCAUUUUUAGUGGCCUUAAACUUUUUCAGGUGUUCUGUAUGCAGCGCUCAAAGUGAUUUAUAUCCCCAUUAAGUGCAAUGCAUUGUGUGCAAGAUUAAAACUCUGGAUCCAUUUUUAGUUGUCCCAGACUAACAAACGCGCUAUAUGCAGCACUCAAUCCAAUACCUGGGACUUUCCACUGUCAGCUAGGACCCCAGUGACCCAAGGCGACUCGAUUAACUGUAUGCAGCACUUAAGGUUAAGUCUGCAUACAGCCUUUUAAAUACUUAGAAGACACCGCAGGUAAGCCGUUCAUGCUCAGCUGUGGUUAAUAUGGGCUGGCAGGUGCUCAAGGCAGAUCCACAGAGUGUGGACAGACACCAACAUGGUCUCCUAAUAUAAUAGAAAAUAUUAAAGAAUAGGCAUCACAGCAAGAUGUGCUAAUAAAGCAAUAUUUGUUGAAGCCAAGUGUGCCCCUGGUUCAUGGUAAAAGGUACAACAUUUCAGCUGUAUGAGCCUUAAUCAUGUAGGGUCUCCCAGCAUGGCCCCAUGCUGAUUGUGAUCGGUACUGGACGUUGCCAGCUGCCCAGUAGUGAUCAAGUGUAAUCAGCAUGCCUGAUUUUCAGCAUUAGAAAGAUAGGCCUGUAAUGUUGAAAACAGCCAGUAGGUGGUGGCAACAACAUUCUCUACUGUUUUAACUAGGAAACCCAUCUGCUGAUAUCAGUACUAACUUUAGAAGAGGGUUUCGUUAGGGUUAUGAUAGGAUUAGUGGUUAGUUGUAGGGUUAAAGAGCACCUGUCAUGACAAUACAUUUAAAUCUUAAAUGAUAAUCAAAUUUCAUUUAUACAUUAUACUAGCACAAUUCCUAGCAAAUGUCUUUUCUCGUUAAAAAAGAGCCCUUCCCACCUCCUCUGUCAGUUCAGUCUGUGCCAAAUUGCACAGAGAUAAAGUUGCGCUCUGAAUGCCUUUUACCAGGAAGAGUCUCCUUUUGGUGUGCCUCCUGCUUGGAUUCUUCAACCUAAGGGAAAGCAAUGCCUACAAGCGGAAGUAGGGGAGGGGCAGGCUCUGUCAGAGCAGUACCUGCAGCAAGCACGGAGAGAGGAGAAAAACAGCCAGAAUUAUUUAUUGCAGAAGCUUUGGAUAGGUAUUCUCAAAAUGGAGGGAGAGAGAGAGAGAGAUGACUUUUAUCUACAUAAAGCCAACAUAAAGUGUUGGGGAAUUUUAACCUGCUUCUUCCCAAACAGGGAUUUGCAGGAAAGGUGUGUUUUACAGCAAGUGUAACACCCACUGAAACAUGGUUAAUAAUCUCAGCUAGAUGCAGGAGUAAUGGAAAUACAUUUAAAAUAUGAGCUUUUAAGAGCAUUAAGGGAAGAAAUAUUUAACUAUUUAAUGUGAGUCAAGCCAAAGUUAAAAAAACUUUAAUGUUAGGGCAGGUAUAUGGUUAGAGUGUAAGCAUAGCGUUAAGGGUAUGCCACCAAGGUGGACUCUGCAACCUUUUGUCAUCACUGAGUACCAUGGUAACACAUACAGUUUAAAUACACACUUAAUUAUGCAUAAUUAAUUGUAAGUGAUUUAAGUUGCCCAAAGGUGGAGUAAAUAGAGAGAUGAAAGAAUUAACUCCAAACAUAGCAUAACUAGACAGAAAAGAGAUUAUAGUCCAUGAUUAGAAAAAAAAAUAAUUGAUAAUCAACUGUAUUGACUGCACCCCUUAAUGACUAGCAUCCAAUGAAGGUAGAUUAUGGGAACAUGCUAGAAAAUUUUAUUUUAUAUUCCAAUUAAUACAUUACAUUAUUACAUUAAAAUCUUAUUUUAGAUUGCAUAUGAAAAAAAAUUGUGCAUUCAAUUUGUUGUAAUUAGGGUGUUUGAAUGUAUUGAUAUGCUACCACAUGUUCGAAUUUGUAAUUAUAUGCUGAAUGCUCUUAUUAAAUCUUAAUUUCUGCUCUCUCCAUUAAGGUAUUUUUUUCCUCGGCAGUUGUUAAUUCGUCAUUUUUGGACUCCAAAUCAGCAAGAAGAGUUCUUGGAUAUUUAUCACCGCAUGAGAAUGGAAUCCUAUGUAGAUAUCUUGGACAACUUGUCAAAAGCCAUUCCCCAAGUCACAGAAAAGUCGCUCCAAAGCCAGAUGCUCAAUCUCUGUACCCAGGUACUGCUUUAUUUGUGAACCUGUGAUCAGAAAUGUUACUGUGGCUCAUAUUCACUGUUUAACAUGUUCAGCAUGUAAAUAACUAAUGCACAAUAAGACUAUUAUUUUAUUCUAUGUGUGUUUUGGUAACAUCUGCAAACAUGGAUUUGAAAUGUACAUCGCCCGAUGCCUGGUACAUGUAGUUCCAGGCCCUUGGCAGGAAGUUAUUUUUUACCUUUAGGCCUGUACCUUGAGUACAGGACAAGGUCAGGGAGUGUGUGGUCUACACCUCAAUCAGCAGACCACAGUAAUUGCUCCCUCAUGGUCGGGUGCUCAUUAAUAUGUCAGAGCACAGCCGCCAGUACUCCUGGCAGCUGUGCUGUGAGCACUGGACUGGGAGGGAGCGAUUACUGGACCACCAGGCAAAAUUAACCACUCCAAUGACCACCGGCUAGAGGUAAUCCCUCCUCUCCCUCUGUAAACCACUAGACAGAGAGUUAAUCCCUACUGCCCGUAGGGAAAAUUUAGCAGGAGGGGGCAAAACAUAGAUCACCAUUAUUCAUAGCCAAACACGACACACAGACAGUUUACAUCAAACACAUACUACACACAGCCAAUGCAACACUCAUUCACAGCCACCACGCAACACAGGCACACACACUAGAUAAACCAGCACACCACCCACUCGAUAAGCCAACACACAGACACUAAGCACAUUUAUUGCACACAGCCAGAAUAUAGCACAUCACGCAACACACACACUUACACACAGCCAGUACACAGCACCAGGGUUCCCAACUGUUUGGCUUUUGGCAGGAAAGUGCCUAUUUUGGACUCCUGUUCCACCAAUCCAAUUUAUUUUCCUGGUGUCUUGCAUCAGGGUUAGCCAUGAAACAAUCCUCACGCAGUGCAAGUGCAUCAUACAUGGAGCAUUUCAGCAAUGCUCUCUGUAUGGUCCUUUAUGUUGGGGGCUUGCAGUGGUGAGUAACUUUUUGAGUUGUCUAGUAGUGCAGGAUUUGAAAUUUUAAGUCCUGAUUGGUAUUUGAGCAGUAUAAAUGUGACUAUUUAAAGUGAAAAGCUGCACUCAAGCAAUGUUAUAUAAAGUGUGUGCUUCUUACUUGUUCAAGUGAUCUCUGAAUAUGACCUAUUGUCUCUUAGGUGAAGCAUGGAUCCCAUCCGCAGGUAAAUGAUAUCCAAGCAGUCAGUGCUGCAUUCGCCGGCCCGCCCUUUGGUUUGAAGAGACUGGAUGUCCAUCAACUGGUAAGAUACUAAUACCAACAUUACAAUAAUAUAUACAAAUUCAUCUAAACAUAAACGAUAACCAUCAGCAUUUACAUAGAUAGCAGGGGGUAACAGAGCAGAUCUUAUUUUUUUAGUUGUCCAUCUGUAUUGAAGGAACUAAAGAAAAACUAGGGAUGUAGAGGUAAAAUAGUAAAAAUGAUUUAAACCUCAAACAUCUAUUGUAGGUAAAAGUAAAAACAGAAUCAAUGGGGGCAAAAAAACACACAGAGACUCAUCCCAGCAUUCACUAUGUGUUCAUGCUAAGCAGCACUACGUAAUUAUUUCCCUGUGUAUUGAUUUAUUAAUCAAUUUUCGGUGACUGGGAUACUUUAGAAUCCUUAGAUUACACAUGAGUGUUUUUUUUUGUUCUGAAAUACUUACUAUAAUUCAUUGUUUUUUGAAUCUACUGUCCAUUAUAUUUCUUCUAACAGAAAGCCUUUAGCCGUGUUCUGUUCCUGACACCACACUUGCCAGCUUUCUUUCUGCAGCGUCGGCUCGGGAGCCAUAUUUGUGAGAUCCAUAACCUGGACUGUGCACUGCUCAAGCUUGGGGUUGGCAUGCUCUCCGAAGUAGAAGUAAAGAGGGUGAGAAAUAUAUUGAUCCUAUGUGGCCAGAAGGCAGCAGCAAAGCAGGAAUUGUUAAGAUUUGCUACCUAAAGGGGACUUAUGUAUGUUUGGAUGAUUAGGUCAAUUAAUAAUAUACAUCGUGUUACUGAAACUGCCAUUAAAGAGACAUUUCUAGCAUCAUAACAACUUGAUGAUGUAAGGAGGUCUUCUAUCCAGUGGUGUAUUUUGAAUAUGUGCUACCCUAGGCAUUACGAAAUUCAGGCACCCUUCCCUAAUCUAAGUUUGCUGCACCUCUUCCUGUUUAAGGCCAACACGCACUUUGACUGACAGACACACACUGACACAUCCACUCAGUGACAGGCACACACUCUUAGAUACACAUACACUCUCACUGAUUUGACACUGACAUAUGCACACAAUCAUGCACACACAUUGACAGACACACUCACUAAUUUACAUACUGACACACACUCACUAAUUUACAUACUGACACACACUCACUAAUUGACAUACUGACACACACUCUCUAAUAGACAUACUGACACACACUCUCUAAUAGACAUACUGACACACACUCACUAAUAGACAUACACUGACAGACACACACUCACAAACAUACACUGAUACGCACACUCACAAACAUACACUGAUACGCACACUCACAAACAUACACUGACACACGCACACUCACAGACAUACACUGACACACGCACACUCACAGACAUACACUGACACACGCACACUCACAGACAUACACUGACACACGCACACUCACAGACAUACACUGACACAGGCACACUCACAGACAUACACUGACACAGGCACACUCACAGACAUACACUGACACAGGCACACUCACAGACAUACACUGACACAGGCACACUCACAGACAUACACUGACACACGCACACUCACAGACAUACACUGACACAGGCACACUCACAGACAUACACUGACACAGGCACACUCACAGACAUACACUGACACAGGCACACUCACAGACAUACACUGACACAGGCACACUCACAGACAUACACUGACACACGUACACUCACAGACAUACACUGACACACGCACACUCACAGACAUACACUGUCAGACACGCACACUCACAGAUACACACAUUGUCUCACACACUCGCAAACUGUUAUAGAUUUUUUUUAAUUUAAUUUAAAUACACCCAGCCUCCCUACCUUUGGGAGAGCUGGAGUAGAUUAUUUCCCUGUGGUGCGGCUGGCCUGUCUGCUGCUGCUGGGGCUCUUGUGCUGCUGGGUGGGCGGGUGAGCCGUCAGAGUUGGCAGCAAGAAAGCUGUAAUGUUCCUGCUCAGUUCCCUCACGCAUAACGUUAUACUCUGGUAUCACGUCUGAGCGCGCAAGGGAACCGAGCAGAAAGAGCUCAGCAGCAGGAUAGCACUCACUCGCUGCUGGACCACAAAAUAAGCAGAUGCCCGUCUCGCGGGGCCAUAUCGUGGCCAGCCGGCCAGCUCUUGAGCCCCUCAUGAAAGAGGUUAACAAGGCAUCUGCCAGGGCGCUUUACUGUGGCGAUUUUACCGCCACCCUAAAAGUGCCGACCAAGGCAAAUGCCUUGUUAGCUUCGCUGUUACGACAGCACUGCCUCUGUCCCAUAGUGCACAUAUAGUGUCUUAUAAGUGCAGCAUUUAGCAAAAAAACAAACAAAUACUACACUGCAACUAUAAGCUGUCCUUGUCACUCAAGUAUGUCACACAACUAACUAUGUUUUACUCCUCCUGUACAAGUACUAUUUUGAUAGGCUGCACAACAGGGGUUUAUGGAAAUUAUAAUUCAUUUGUUUCUUUCUACAGCGGGAAGCUGAAACUAAACUAAAACUAUCAUAAUCUUGGCUGUGAUUGAAUUUAUGAGAGAAGCAUGCUAUUUCUGUAGAACGUUACUGAAGUAUCAUAACUGGCAGAUUAACUUCCUGAUUUGAGCAUAGCCCACCUAAACCUUGCAAAGCCUGAUGAUUUAGACAUCAAAUAUAGGAGUUUUUUGGUUGUUGUGUGUUUGUUUUUUUAUAUAUUUUGCAUAUUGUUUUGAAUGCAUUUUGUUGAUAUCAUGGAUUAACAAAUGUGUUCUUUUCGAUCUGGACAAUCCAAAGAAUUGAUCCUGAUGCUUUAAGCUGUAUCAGCUGUAUCAGCAGUGCUCGGCCAUUGCAACCUUCAGAUUUGUUUUCAGAUGUAACCCCAUAACGAUGUUAGAACGUGUCAUUACGCCCUAACUAAAAUGGUCUUUAAUGUCUUUAGGGCGUAAUGACACAUCCUGUAAAUUUGGUGUGAGCAGGGGUAAAUUGAUACCUGGGGCUCCUCUCUGUCUGCUGGGCCAAUUUUAGUGCCCCAGUCUUUUACAUGAGCUGUUUGCAGUGCUGGAAACCAGAACUGCAAACAUCUUGUUAAACAGGCAUUUUAAGGCUUAUUAAAAUGAUCGUGAUGUGAGCAAUGUUAAAUCUCUGCUCACACCACUAACACCAGGUAUCAAUGGAUACUUUUGGCUCCACUGAUUUUGCUGGUCCCAGACUUUUUGAUGAGUUGCUUGCAGCUCUGGAAGUGACUCCUUAAAUAGACCUUUAAAUGCAUUCAAAGAGAUUGGGGUGUGAUCAGAGUUACACACCACUAACCCCAGGCUCAUUUAGAUUACACUAAGUGUAAUUUUGAAAUGGCCAGUAGAUGGUGGCAACAUACCAUCAUCUACUGUGUCAAAUACAGAAUAAACAAAAUUGAUAUUCACGGUGGGUUAAUUUAGGUUUAGGUGAGGGUUACACUUAGUGCUAGGGUAAGGGUUCAUACUUGGUGUGGAUAAAUGUUGUUUUGGGGCUAAAGAUAAUGUAGGAUUGAGUUAAAGCCUCCAGCCGGCCCCCAUUCCAUAGAGCCAGCUGCUCGUCCAUUCCCCUGCGCGGCCUCAUUGUCGGGAGGAAGUAAUUACAGUUCUCUUCACUUCCUCCCGGCGCACAGAGAGUUGCACGGGGCUCGAGAGACAGGAGAAGGAAGAGUCCGGAACAGCAGCAGCCUACUCCCAUCAGCUGCAACCAGCCCCACUAACCUGAUGUCACUUGCUUCUGCCCAGUUCCCUGGAUUCCAGGGAAGACACCCUCCUGAGCCCAGGGUAGGAAACAGGAGGGUGGCUAUAAAUGUAUUUAUUUAUUUUUGUAGUUGUGUUUGUAUCUGUCAUGUGUGUAUGUCUGUAUAUGUAUUUGUCUAUGUGUCUAUAAAUCUUUGUGUGUGUGUGUGUGUGUAUCUAUUUGAGUGUAUCAAAUAAUAAAUAAUACUUUGCGAGUGUGUGAGAGAAUUUGUGUCUGUGUAUAUGUGUGUGUUUAUCAGUGUAUGUCUGUCUGUCAGGCUGUCAGUCAGUGAAUGUGUAUGUUUAGGUCACCAGCUCCCCUUCCGAUCAAAUAGAAUGAUGUUUUUACUGUAGGGAGAGGUAUUAGCUGUAGAAAGAGGGAAGUGCUCAUGCCAUUGUACAGAACACUGGGGAGACCUUAACUGGAGUAUUGUACGCAGUACUGGAGACCGUAUCUCCAGAAGGAUAUUAAUACUUUGGAGAACGUUCAGAGAAGGGAUACAAAACUGGUUCAUGGAUUGCGGGAUAAAACUUACCAGGAAAGGUUAAAUGAUCUUAACAUGUAUAGCUUGGAGGAAAGACGAAACAGGGGGAUAUGAUAGAAACAUUUGAAUACAUAAAGGGAAUCAACACAGUAAAGGAGGAGACUUUAUUUAAAAGAAGAAAAACUACCACAACAAGAAGACAUAGUCUUAAAUUAGAGGGGCAAAGGUUUAAAAAUAAUAUCAGGAAGUAUUACUUUACUGAGAGGGUAGUGGGUGCAUGGAAUAGCCUUCCAGCUGAAGUGGUAGAGGUUAACACAGUGAGGGAGUUUAACUAUGCGUGGUAUAGACAUAAGGCUAUUCUAGAUAUAAGAGUAUUAUGAAAAUUGGGCAGACUAGAUGGGCCGAAUGGCUCUUAUCUGCCAUCACAUUCUGUGUUUCUGUGUCAUCUUUUUUCCAACGCCAUGCCAGUCUUGCCAAAGCUGGCCCGCCUCAGUAGCCGAGAUCAAUUACCAAUAAGCAUCUCCUUAUAGAGAUGCGAUAAAUCAGUGCAUCUCUUUGGGGAACAUUCAGCGUCUCCAUGCUCACUGUGCAGCACUGAGUUAGGAGACACUUUAGUGUCCAUUUGAGUGACUGCCACUAGAGGUGUUACUAGGCAGCAAUGUAAUUACUGCCUUUUCUCAGAAAAGGAAGUAUUUACAUUGAAAAGCCUGCAGGGACGAUAUAUAGACACCAGAGCCACAACAUUAACCCCUUAAGGACCGAGGACGGUUCAGCACCGUCAUCGGCAUUUUUGCGUUGCCGACCGAUGACGGUCCUGAACCGUCCUAACGGUCAGAGCUACUUACCUGAUCGCCGUCGUUCCCCCGGCGGCGAUCAGUGUUCCUCCGGUUGUGGGGAGACUGCCUGCAGCCCAGACAGUCUCCCCACGGCAGAUUAGGACCCCUGUGGCCAUGUGAUCGCUUAACACAGCGAUCACAUGGUCACAAUAGGUGUCCAUAGUGCUGCCUGCAGGGGGACUGCCUGUGCUGACAGGCAGUCUCCCUGCAACUGUAAAAUCAGAAAAAAAAUUAAAGUUAAUGGUAAUAAAAAAAAUAAUAAUAAUUAUAUAUGUAUAAAUAUGAUAUAUAGACAUAUAUUAUAUCUAUAUAAUAUAUGUCUAUAUAUCAUAUAUAUAUAUGUCAUACUAAGUGUAUUUUUAUAUUAAUAUGUACUUAUAUUAAUAUAAAAAUACACUUAUAAUUAAAUUACACACGUGUAUAUAUAUAAUAUAUAUAAUAACUAUAUAUAUUGUAUAUAUAUAUUAUUAUAAAAUAUAAAUAAUAAGUAAUUUAAAUUAAAUAAUUUUUUUAAAAUAAUAAUAAAAUUUAAAAAAAAUUAUAUAGCUAUAUGAAAUUUUAUUCUAACUGUAUUUUAAAAUUAAUAUAUAUAUAUUUAUAUCAAAAUACACUUAGAAUGAAUUUGUAUAUAUAUCUAUGUAUAUAAAAAUAAAUAAAAAUAAUAAGAAAUAUACAUACGUCCAUAUACAAAAUUACAUAAAUAAUUAUAUAAAUAUACACGUAGACUUCAAAUAUAUAAAUAUGCAUAUAUAUUUAAAUUCUACGUGCGUAUUUAUGUAAUAUUUUUACAUAAUUCAGUAAUUUUAUUGAUUGCAAUUUGAGGGACCUGCCUGCCAACCCAGGCCGAAAUUCCAGAGAAUUUAAUUUGCUAGCACUGUAUUUUACCCUGUAACGUUCUACGACACCCUAAAACCUGUACAUGGGGGGUACUGUUUUACUCGGGAGACUUCGCUGAACACAAAUAUUAGUGAUUCACAACAGUAAAACAUAUCACAGCGAUGAUAUUGUCAGUGAAAGUUACUUUUUUUGCAUUUUUCACACACAAACAGCACUUUUACUGAUGAUAUAAUUGUUGUGAUACGUUUUCCAGUUUUUAAACACUAAUAUUUGUGUUCAGCGAUGUCUCCCGAGUAAAACAGUACCCCCCAUGUACAGGUUUUAUAGCAUUUUUGAAAGUUACAAGGUCAAAUAUAUGGGUCAAAUAUUUUUACAUUGAAAAUGGCCAGGUUGGUUACGUUGCCUUUGAGAGCGUAUGGUAGCCCAGGAAUGAGAAUUACCCCAUGAUGGCAUACCAUUUGCAAAAGAAGACAACCCAAGGUAUUGCAAAUGGGGUAUGUCCAGUCUUUUUUAGUAACCACUUGGUCACAAACACUGGCCAAAAUUAGCGUUCAAUUUAGUUUUUUUACUUUUUUCACACACAAACAAAUAUGAAUGCUUACUUUGGCCAGUGUUUUCGACUAAGUGGCUACUAAAAAAGACUGGACAUACCCCAUAUUGAAUACCCUGGGUUGUCUACUUUAAAAAAAAUAUGUACAUGUGGGGUGUUAUUCAGAGAUUUAUGACAGAUAAUAGUGUUACAAUGUCACUAUUGAUAAAUUUUAAAAAUGUAUGUUUUGAAACCGCAAUAUCCUACUUGUACCUAUAGCCCUAUAACAUGCAAAAAAAAGCAAAAAAGCACGUAAACACUAGGUAUUUUUAAACUCAGGACAAAAUUUUGAAUCUAUUUAGCAGUUUUUUUCAUUCGCUUUUGUAGAUGAGUAAAAGAUUUUUCAAGUAAAAGUCAAAAAACAUGUAUUUUUUUCAAUUUUUCAUCAGAUUUUUGUAUUUUUUUUAAAUUAAAAUACAUGAGAUUAUAUAAAUAAUGGUAUGUAAAGAAAGCCCAUUUUGUCCUGAAAAAAACAAUAUAUAAUUUGUAUGGGAACAGUAAAUGAGAAAGCGGAAAAUUACAGCCAAACACAAACACCACAAAAGUGUAAAAAUAUUCCUGGUCGCAAAUGUACAACAUCGCAAAAACAGUCCAGUCCUUAAGGGGUUAAGCUAUAGUAAGUCUGGUGACUAUAGUGUUCCUUUAAGAAUAGAUUGAAAGUAAACUUGUCAAGGCCUGUGUUAUAGUAUCAGAUGAUAAAUGAAAGCCCUUUCUGUCCUUUACAAAAUUCUACAUAAUGUGUAUGGGGGCACUUGACAAGAGACAGUCAAGUGGAACAAACCUAUAGCUCUGUCCUUACGGGGUUAAGCUUUAAUUUUAUAAAUGUAUAGAGUGCCAUUUUUAUCUAUGAAUUUGCUAGCAAUUUAACAUAAUUUAUAGAUUGCUUUUUAUAGUCUCUAAAGUGACACCAUAAUACAAUUUUUUUUACUUAAAUCAUUAACAUUUGAUUAAUGGGAAAAAUAUGAUCUUUUUCUUGGGACUGGAGUUUGAUCCCUGCCCCUGCUGUUGAGUAUGAAUCUUUAUUACAGUUAGGGCACAGUCACACCCACCACUCAUUUGGCUUUUCUUAUCUUAAUAUAUUUACCUGAUCGCUAAUAUAGUUACAUAGUAAUCUUGGUUGGAAAAAAACUCUCCAGUUCAUCAAGUUCAACCUUUUUGUGCUGUUGAUCCAAAAGAAGGCAAAAUAAACAGUUUGAAGUGAUGACAAAUUAUGCCACUAAAUGAGGGGCGAGGGGUCUUUCUUGACUCCAUGAUGGCAAUCCGAUAUCUCCUGGAUCACCAACCUGUUUACAUAUAUGUUAAUUAUAGCCUUGAAUAUUCGGUUUCCCAAACAUAUAUCAAAACAUAAAGUACAUUUGUUUAAAAUGUUGCUUGUGUGGUAGAAACAAAAGUAUAGUAAAUAAAUAAUAAUGUAGCUUAUGCAAGGUAAAGACAUGUAUAUUUGCAAAUACAGACCUUUUAGAAUGAACUCCAACUCCCUGCAAAUACGGCUUGGGGAACUGUCUCCUUUAGUUAAGGUUUUUAUUUUUUAACCCUUUCAUUAUCCGUAAGGUGUAUAGACAUUGUUGGCUUAUUUUUGCAUAUUCAGAUUUUCUAACAUGGGAAAAAUAAAUGCUGGCAUAUCGAAGGCUUAACUUGAUGGACGCAAGUCUCUUUUCAGCUAUGUAACUAUGUUAUAUGCAUGACAUUACAUACAUAUUUCAACUUCUCUUUUUGCUUUUCAGGCUUGUUAUAUUAGAGGCCUAAAUUCGACUCACCUUAGUACAGAAGACUGCAGGACGUGGUUAAAUUGUUGGCUCCAACUCUCUAGCAGACUAAAAGGUAAGGAUUGUCAUUGCACUGAAUGUUAUAAAUAUGAUUUCUGAAAACGGAUUAAAGAACUUACUAAUAUUAUCUGUCUGCCUAGAUGUAUCAUCAACAUAUUUAUUAUGAAACCAUGCAAUAAAAACAUGCAGUCACUCCUGGGCAACAGGUGCUAUUCUUGUCUGCCACAAUAAAUUAUGCCCAUCUUGCAUUAUUCAAAUGAUUGGCGUCCAUGCCAGCUGCCCUUUGAAAUAGAGGUUGAUGGUUUCAGCCAGACAAAUGAAGAGUUUGUGUGUUGACUUUUCACCUACAUACAGUUAUUCAGUUUGCAUUUUGGAAUAAUUGCAAAUCUCAGUUAUCAAAUAGUGCCAAUAGUUUAAUUACAGAUACCCAUAAAUCUGGUACUUGUCCUCUUUAUUGAUAUUUGUUUGUCACAUGAAUCUAUAUUUUAUAAGAAAUGUUCGUAUUCUAGGCUAUUUUUUUUGUAAGCUCUAUGACAUAUUUAAGGAUAAUGUAAUAUUUUAGACCUUACAACAUUUCUACAAAGGAUGGAUGAAUGUACUGUACUAGGGUGACUCUAAAAUCCAUAAACCUUUUAUUGGGCAGACUAGAUGAGCCGAAUUGUUCUUAUCUGCCGUCACAUUCCAUGUUUCUAAUAAUAAAGUAGAUUUAUGAUCCAUUCUAUAUCAAGUAUUAUUAUAUACCACAAGUUAGACAGAACAGCCACAAUAUUUGUUAAAAUGUGAUCUGGCCCACAUCCGAUGUAAGAGAAGCUUAGUUCUCCUACUUAAUAUUAAGCCAUCAGGAGCAGCAGCUCUAGAUUACAGCAGGAAGGCUAGAUCUCACAUUUAUUUUAAAAGAUUUCUCCACGACUAAUUUAAAGGAACACUAUAGUAUUAGGAAUACAAAGCUGUAUUUCUAGCACUUUAGUGUCCCCCCCAUUGCAAUUAUAGGGUUCAAACCCUUUAAACACUACCUUAUUCCAGCACCAAAGUCUUUUGGCACAUCCUAAUAUGCACAUCCUAAUGUGCAGGGAUUAGGCCUUCCCCAUAGCAAAGCAUUGAAUCAUUGCUUUCCCUGUGGGGGGGGGGGGUUUGAAGAUGCUGGACGUGCUCAUGCAAAGAAUCAAACUCUGUGAAACAGCAGGAAGUGUCACUAGUGUCUGUCUAGACAGCAACUAGGGCCGUCUUAACCCUGCAAUGCAAACAUUGCAGUUUCUCUAAAACUAUAAUGUUUUACUUCGCAGGGCUAAGGGACAGGGACAUUGCACCCAGACCAAUAAAAUUGAGAUGAAGUGGUGUGGGUGCCUAUAGUGUUCCUUUAAAGCGUCACCAAUUUUUUUUUGUUUACAAGGAUCUAUUUGCAAAUUGCCUCCUUGCAGAUGGAAAUUUCUGUUGUUACAAAAGCAUCUGGCUUUUAAAUAGUUAAUCCCUGUGUACUAAGAGAGUGCAACAUUCAGUUAGUCAACUUCCAUUCAGGAACCUAGAAAGCUUAGAGGAGACCAGUUCAGAGUCACAAGGUAGUGAUUAAAGGGACACUAUAGGCAUUCGGACUACUCCAGCUCAUUGAAGUGGUCUGGGUGCAAUGUACCAGUCCCACUUAACACUUAGUCAUUGCUUUCCCAUGAGGAGGGCCGUAUGCGCUCACGGCACUUGAUGCCAUGCACAUUUGACCUUCCCACAGGAGGGACAUCAGUGCUUGUAUCGAGUGAGUAAAUUAAGUGUUUUAACCAUUUAUCUGCCGGAGGGCACCAGAGUGUUUAGGAAUACAGAUUUUUAUUCCCAACACUAUAAAAUCACUCUAAAUUACGUAUUUUUCCAUACUGGGUGGUACAUCUCAUACUUGGUUAUCAGGCUAUUACAGCUGUUUUUCUUUGAAAGUAUGGAUCUGAUUUCCUAUGUGAGUACCAUCUGCUAUUGUGUUGCUUAUUCUCUGGCCCAUGAGCUCCCUCUUGUGUUAAUUUGUUGCAAUGAUGUACAAGUUUUAACUUUGUAUUUUCCUGACAACCAGGGUUAUUUACUAAAGUGAGAAUUCAAAGUAAUUAACAAACAUCACAAUAAAAAUAAUGUUUCUACAGAGCAGGAGUGACUGGCCCGUUGACCCAUUUCUUUUGCAGACCCUCCCAUGUGUUAAAAGUUACUUUUAAGUAUUUUCUCUAGUGAAAUAGGUCAGUGUGGUAGCUGUGCUGACUGCAGAGGGUCAACUCAGCCUUUCAUCCUUCCAAGGUACAUAAAAUAUUGGGUGAUGAUAAUGUAAUAAUAUUUCAUUGCUAAUUUGGUUACAUUUUAGAGUGCUCCGUUUCUGCUUUAGUGUGUGAAUUUCUGUUUUAUAAAUGAGAAUAUUAACAGCUGUUUUUUGUAUUUUGCAGUCUCUGAGGCAUCCUUAUUGUUACACAGUAUGGUACUGUUGUCUACUAACUACCACAAUUCUGUAAAACAAUAAUUGUAGAGGAACCCUUGGACAACCAAUGAAAUUCCAGUUUACUGGUCGCUAUUCCAUUAGAGCGUAACCUUUUGGAAGUGGGACGCUGGAUUCUCAAGUCACCACGUUUAGGGUUUUCUAUAAUGUGGCCUGAAUCUUCUUCUGAUAAGCUACAGUGAAGCUUUUGGAAACCUAAUGUUUGUCAGGGAAUAUCCACUUAAAUGGUAAUAAAGGGACCACAUGAUGUAGAUGAAGCUACUGCACUGGACAAUCACUAACAGCUUUAAUGUCCUAGCUAAACUAACUCUCCUUUGCUGAAAAUAAAUAAAUACAUGUACAGCCCUUAUAUGUAAUGGGCCAAUGCACUGGGCAAGUAAUCAAACUAUGAAGACUGAUCAACACUUCCCCACUUAAACUUGUGCAAAGUCCCCGAUUUCAAGAAUUCAAUCCCUUUUAAAGUGGUCUGAACCAUGACAUAUUGCUACCACUUGAUGAAAACCUUCCACAGACUGGACACUGGACGUGUGCAACCACGAGACACUUUCUAAACCUUUUUCCAUUGGUAACCACUGUUUGUCUUUUAUAGACUUAAUGAAUGCAGUUUUUUUGCUGUUGCCAUGAUUAGGUUUAUCUUUGUUUUACAUAUUUGCAUAUUUUUGUUUUAUAUUAUGUGUAGCUGGUGCUGCAUGACUGUAUAUUCCAUGCUUUAUGUCAUGAAGUGAUGUUUUCAGAUUGUAAGAUUAACAUUAUGGACACGGCUCAUUGUCUAAAACUUCUAUGAAGAAGGUUUUUUAAUGAAAAGUCCUUUUGUAAAUGAGAAGUAUGUGCGCACAGGCUGCAAUAUACCAUAUUAAAAAAUAUGAAGAAAAAAAGUCCUGGUCUUUGUCAAAUCUUAACAAAUACUCCACGUGGUUAAACACUGGCAGGUCACCCAUGUGGUGGCAAUGUACUAAGGACAAUUGUACCAAUGUACCAUUUCUGCUUUGAAGAGAAGGUAAGUUUAAAAGGUAUAGCAAAGUCCAUGGAUUUACUAAACAGUGUGUUGCGGGCAAUUGAAAACUAUAGUGCAAUUUUUAAGUUAAAGGGUUACUCCAACCCUUUCUAAUGUUUUUUAAUUUACAAUGAGCUAUGGGUCAUUUGUUAUGAGAGGAAAGGAGUGAUGCAGUGUGAUUUUGGACAGGACAUGGAAAUACCCAAGGAGAGCUUUGCCCACUGCUGGAUUCAAGGUAAGGAAGAGCGUUUAUGACAGGAGUGAUGUGGGGUGGCGCUGGACGGAGCAUGGAACGCUCCAGGAUAGCCUUGUCUGCCGCUGGACCCAAGUGCAAUAGGGCACUAUAAGAUAUAAGGAUUUUUUUGACUUAAUCUUGGUCCUGAAAGAGGUUAAUUCACACCUUAUUUAACGUUUCCUUAGUUAAACUUGUAGGCGUAGCCACGAGAGAAAGAGAGAAAGUCCCCCCAAAUCAGAGAAUUCACCUGUUUGAAUCCACUAGGUUUAAUCUGCCAGAAAAAUCUCGGGUUUUGACCCGAAUGUAUUGUGCCAUCGAUUCUAAUGCCCAUUAAAAUUUUGGAAAUGUUAUUUUCCAAAAAAGGUGCGCGUUAGAUUUGAGUAAAUAUGGAAAAUCCUAAUAGUGGAAGUAAAUUGAGAUGUAAAUAUAAUUACACGUUCAUGGGUUUGCUGCACCUUCGUAAAAUGCUUUGAAGUGCUUGAAUUUUUUUAAAUGUUUAAUAUAUAUUUUCAAUAUUUAAUCUUUCCAUUUAAUAAAGUACACUUAUUGUCAAC